Molecule: messenger RNA, 1924 nt
Organism: Eucalyptus grandis
Lineage: Eukaryota; Viridiplantae; Streptophyta; Magnoliopsida; Myrtales; Myrtaceae
Product: histone deacetylase 19
Exons: 8
Coding region: 178-1677 (499 amino acids)
Molecular function (GO): histone deacetylase activity
Source: RefSeq, a predicted model, not a curated record
CUUCCGCGUCCGCUCUUCGUAGGAGCAUAAAAGCCAAUCUUUGAUACGUCUGGAGUGCACACCGAGAGCGACGAGCGAGGGAGAGGGGAAGAGAAGGAGAGAGAGAGUCCGUGAAAAGCUUCAAAAAUCAUUACUUUGGGCGGAGACAUCUCACACAGGAAACAGAAGUGACGAGUGAUGGAUACUGGAGGGAAUUCUCUCCCGUCUGGGCCUGAUGGGGUGAAGCGGAAGGUGUGCUACUUCUAUGACCCGGAAGUCGGCAAUUACUACUACGGCCAAGGGCAUCCGAUGAAGCCGCAUAGAAUCCGCAUGACGCACGCCCUGCUGGCGCACUAUGGCUUGCUCCAGCAUAUGCAGGUCCUCAAGCCCGUCCCCGCGAGAGAUAGGGAUCUCUGCCGCUUCCAUGCCGACGAUUACGUUGCCUUUCUUAGGAGUAUAACCCCCGAGACGCAGCAGGAUCAGCUGAGGCAGCUCAAGAGGUUCAAUGUUGGAGAGGAUUGUCCUGUGUUCGAUGGCCUUCACUCUUUCUGUCAGACUUAUGCCGGAGGCUCGGUUGGCGGUGCCGUGAAGUUGAAUCACGGUCUCUGCGAUAUCGCUAUCAACUGGGCAGGUGGGCUGCAUCAUGCUAAGAAGUGCGAGGCUUCUGGAUUUUGCUAUGUCAAUGACAUCGUGCUUGGCAUAUUGGAGCUCCUUAAACAGCAUGAGCGCGUUUUGUAUGUGGAUAUUGAUAUUCACCAUGGGGACGGUGUUGAAGAGGCUUUCUACACAACUGAUAGGGUCAUGACCGUUUCAUUUCACAAAUUUGGUGAUUACUUUCCUGGUACUGGCGAUAUACGUGACAUAGGAUAUGGCAAAGGGAAAUAUUACUCCCUCAAUGUUCCAUUGGAUGAUGGGAUUGACGACGAAAGCUACCAUUCUCUGUUCAAACCAAUAAUUGGAAAAGUAAUGGAAGUGUUCAAACCCGGUGCUGUGGUCCUUCAAUGUGGCGCUGACUCUCUGUCAGGAGACCGAUUAGGAUGCUUCAAUCUAUCAAUCAAAGGACAUGCAGAAUGUGUCAGAUACAUGAGAUCAUUCAAUGUGCCAGUGUUGCUGCUAGGAGGCGGUGGUUACACCAUUCGUAAUGUUGCUCGUUGCUGGUGCUAUGAGACUGGAGUGGCCCUUGGACUUGAAGUUGAUGAUAAGAUGCCACAACAUGAGUAUUAUGAAUACUUCGGUCCUGACUAUACACUUCAUGUUGCUCCGAGUAACAUGGAAAACAAAAAUUCGCGACAAUUGCUUGAGGAUAUAAGAUCGAAGCUUCUCGAAAAUCUCUCUAAGCUCCAGCAUGCACCCAGUGUCCCAUUCCAGGAAAGACCCCCUGAUACUGAGCUCCCAGAGGCUGAUGAAGAUCAAGAAGAUCCGGAUGAAAGAUGGGAUCCAGACUCUGACAUGGAUGUUGACGAAGAUCGCAAGCCCCUGCCUAGCAGAGUAAAGAGAGAACUAAUAGUAGAACCUGAGGUCAAAGACCAGGAUUCCCAGAAAGCAUCUAUAGAUCAUGGAAGAGGGCUUGACACAACACAGGAGGAUAAUGCAUCUAUAAAGGUCUCUGAUAUGAAUUCUAUGAUAACAGAUGAACAGAGCGUGAAAAUGGAGCAAGACAAUGUGAACAAACCAUCUGAGCAAAUAUUCCCUAAAUAGAUUGUCCAUUGUUGGUAAUUGACUUGUAAUAUGCUUCUGUGGCAAAUUAUUAAAGCUUAUGAUGUCAAAACGUAGCUCUUUUUUGUGUGAACUAUCAUGCUAAAUUAAACCUCAGCAAAUACUGCUUCCUUGUUUUAUAGAUCCAGACAUUUCGAUUUUGUGUAAAGUUGACAGUUAAGCUAUUGAACUCCCAGUACGGUUCGUUAGAUUUUAAACUGAUCAAUGAAAUCUUCAUAGUUUUAUGAUA